Molecule: messenger RNA, 2756 nt
Organism: Cynocephalus volans (Philippine flying lemur)
Lineage: Eukaryota; Metazoa; Chordata; Mammalia; Dermoptera; Cynocephalidae
Gene: NAIF1
Product: nuclear apoptosis inducing factor 1
Exons: 2
Coding region: 94-1077 (327 amino acids)
Cellular component (GO): nucleus
Source: RefSeq, a predicted model, not a curated record
UUGGGUGAGGGGUGAGGCUCAGGAAGAAGAGAAGGGGAAUUGGGGCGGUUGAUGGGAUUAUAAUUUCUUUAAAAGGAGGGGAGGUGAGAUGCCAUGGCUGUCCCAGCCAAGAAGAGGAAGAUGAACUUCUCUGAGCGGGAGGUGGAGAUCAUCGUGGAGGAGCUGGAGCUCAAGAAGCACCUGCUGGUGAACCACUUCAACGCCGGAGUCCCUCUGGCUGCCAAGAGCGCGGCCUGGCAAGGCAUCCUGAGAAGGGUCAACGCCGUGGCCACCUGCCGCAGGGAGCUGCCCGAGGUCAAGAAGAAGUGGUCGGACCUCAAGACCGAGGUCCGUCGCAAGGUUGCCCAGGUCCGGGCUGCCGUGGAGGGUGGCGAGGCCCCGGGGCCCACUGAGGAGGAUGGAACCGGUGGGUCUGCGAUAGGUGGUGGCAGCGGCAGCGGUGGCCCAGCUGUAGCUCCUGUGCUGCUGACCCCCAUGCAGCAACGCAUCUGCAACCUGCUAGGUGAGGCCACCAUCAUCAGCCUGCCCACUGCCACAGAGAUCCACCCCGUGACCCUCGGACCUACGGCCACUGCAGCCGCAGCCACGGUCACCCUGACACAGAUCCCCACAGAGACCACCUAUCACACGCUGGAGGAGGGAGUGGUGGAGUACUGCACGGCUGAGGCCCCCCCACCCCUGCCAACCGAGGCCCCUGUGGAGAUGAUGGCCCAGCCCACAGACACCUCGGUCAAGCCACAGGCGCUCAAGAGCCGCAUCGCCCUGAACUCCGCCAAGCUGAUACAGGAGCAGCGGGUCACUAAUCUGCAUGUGAAGGAGAUCGCUCAGCACCUGGAACAGCAGAAUGACCUGCUGCAGAUGAUCCGCCGCUCACAGGAGGUGCAGGCCUGUGCCCAGGAGCGCCAGGCCCAGGCCAUGGAGGGCACCCAGGCAGCCCUGAGUGUCCUCAUCCAGGUUCUCCGGCCCAUGAUCAAAGAUUUCCGCCGCUACCUGCAGAGCAACACACCCACCCCAGCCCCCACCUCUGACCCUGGACAGGUGGCCCAAAAUGGGCAGCCAGACAGCAUCAUCCAGUGAGGGCAGGAGUCAAGCCAACCUUCUGCCAUGAUUGGAUGAAACCUCUAUGGUCUUGUAAGUGGGUUCUGUGAUUGGCCUUAGGCCGACCAAGUGGACAGCUCCCGCUUUGAUAGACAUUUAGGGGUCCACUGUUUCUGAGAAAUGGAGACUGGGAAGAGGAACUUGUUGGGGUCCUGGGACCCAAACUCUCUUACUCUCACCACUUGAGCUGCCAUGUUAAGAUCCGGAAGAUUGGUUAAGUGGGGGUCGUGUGUACUAGUGACAGGACACAUGUAAUCAUGAGCUGGGGCUUGUGAUAUGACCCAGACUCUGGAAGGAACUGUAAUGAACAACGGGCUCUCACUGGGGCCAUCUCACGGCCCGGGAUCUGUAGUGAGUUUUCCACCCCAGGUGCCAACCUUUUGAGUAAGAGAACAUCAGCACAGUAAGGCAAUAAUGUCUUCCUCCUUUGAGAGGCAGUGGGAUGAGCCUGGGGACGAAGCCCCACCCUUUUCUCCUUCUUGCUGUGCUUCUGCUCUUGGGGGACCCUCAUUAUUGCUGUGCUCUCCACCCCACCCCAGGCACAGCAGGGGCCCUUGUUAGUGCCCUGAGAUGCCUCUGCAAUAAACCCAGUAUGCAGCCAACCUGGCUCAGGAAUGCUCUGUGUGGUGAGGAUGGUUUGGUCACUCUCUGGGCUUCCACAGCAUCUCUGGGCAGUCCUUUGGUGGUUUGCCCCUAGAGCUUUGGACUCCGGUCAGGCUUUGGGUGCUGUUAAUUUUAGAGAAAGCAAACCAGUGUGGAAGCUUGUCCCACUGCAGUGGGCCUAAGGUGACCUGUUGGCUUUUUCCAGAAGGCUUGCUUCAAGCCAGGUGUAGUUAUUCUGUAUGCGAACCCCUCCAGGAAAGGCCUCCUGCUUAGAGUCACACCCUGGACUCUUCUUGCCGCAUUAUUUAGUGCCUCGGAUUCUUGUGAGACUUCCUCUGACUGGCUAAGUAAAUCUGAAGCCAUGAUUGACCCUGAAUGUAUGAGGUGGGAGAGGCAAAGCUGGCCGAAGAAGUGGGACCCUUUGAAUUCUGUGCUGGGGAAGAGCGGACAGAGCCUUGGAGUACUGAAGGAGGUGCUCUUCCCUGUUCUGUCUUUACGUGUUCUCCCCUGGGACGUUUGUAGGGAUUUUACCCAGAUGGUAUUUGUCUGUUUCAUUUCAGACUUGCCAUGAUGACCGAGGCUCUUGCAUCUGUUCAGAUCGUUUCCCAAGUUUGCCGUUUUAUUGCCGGUGCCUUGGCCACAUGUGACCGAUGGUUACAACUCGAGGCUCCAGAACUCAGCAAACAAGUGAAGAUGCUGCCCUUCUGGCAUGUACAUUAAAAAUUGCUGAGCUCCACUACUGCGAUCACAGGAAGAUGCCCCCGAAGCUGGUGGGGAAGUGACCACCAUACCAUCAACAUCUUGGUGGAGGAGGCAUGUGCACGGUGCCAGCCUCAGAUAGGUGGGGAGGGAUCAGGCCCAGCAGGGGAGUUGGGUGGUGGAAGGAAAGCAGCAGCCUCUGGCAGCUUGGGCAUCCUCACUGUGGAGCCCAAAGGCCCCAGCAGGUAGCUGCAGGGACUCCCUAAGGAUUUGCAACUUGGUUUGGUUUGAUUUCUCUCUGGGGUUGGAAAUCUGAGGCAAUAUUGUGUCUGUUCCAUUUGGUUAUAAAGAGGAAG